Molecule: messenger RNA, 381 nt
Organism: Nezara viridula (southern green stink bug)
Lineage: Eukaryota; Metazoa; Arthropoda; Insecta; Hemiptera; Pentatomidae
Source: the annotation of a GenBank genome assembly
AUGUUUAUUACCACAAUUUUGAACCAGCAGCCGAUACCAGCUGAAAUAAGGCCACCGAAAUCCUAUCACCAAAGAAUUGCAUAUCUCUCGAAGCGGACAGCAAUCUAUUCCUAUCAGAAACCAGAAUUGAUAAGAAAUAAAUUACAAAUCAAUGAAAACACUGGAAAUUCAUAACUACAGCCAGUAACAAAAGUAUCUGGGCACUCACGAACAAGACAAAUAGAAGGUUCCAACCUUCAUUCACACUCUUAGGUUUUGUAACCAUUAAAACAAAUAAUUGGUGUCAGUACAAAAAAGUAGUAAGACGAGGGAGAAAAUGGACUAUGGAAGAGCAAGAGGAACAGUCCAGAAGAAUGAAAGAGUAUUGGAGAGGAAAAAAGG